Grammomys surdaster is the source of this 1822-nucleotide messenger RNA. RefSeq names its product fibroblast growth factor 19 (gene Fgf19). The coding region runs from base 146 to 802 and encodes 218 amino acids. The transcript is spliced from 3 exons. Gene Ontology annotation, biological process: positive regulation of cell population proliferation; animal organ morphogenesis; fibroblast growth factor receptor signaling pathway. Lineage: Eukaryota; Metazoa; Chordata; Mammalia; Rodentia; Muridae. Gene Ontology annotation, molecular function: growth factor activity; fibroblast growth factor receptor binding. Gene Ontology annotation, cellular component: extracellular region; cytoplasm. The record is from RefSeq and is a predicted model, not a curated record.
GUCGGAGCAGUAGCGCUGCGCGCCCCGCGCCGCAAGCGCCCGGUUGCUUUAAGGGCUGUGCCUGCUCCGUGUCCGCAACUCAAGUCCCCGGCGCAUCGCAGUCUCCGCGCCACCUUUGUAGCAGCCUUCACCACCCCGAGGUACAAUGGCGAGAAAGUUGAACGGGCGUGCGGUGGCCCAAGCCCUGGUCCUGGCCACUCUGUGGCUGGCUGUGUCUGGGCGUCCCCUGGUCCAGCAAUCCCAGUCUGUGUCGGAUGAAGAUCCACUCUUUCUCUACGGCUGGGGCAAGAUUACCCGCCUGCAGUACCUGUACUCCGCUGGUCCCUACGUUUCCAACUGCUUCUUACACAUCCGGAGCGACGGCUCUGUGGACUGCGAGGAGGACCAGAACGAACGAAAUUUGUUGGAGUUCCGCGCGGUCGCUCUGAAGACGAUUGCCAUCAAGGACGUCAGCAGCGUGCGGUAUCUGUGCAUGAGCGCGGACGGCAAGAUAUACGGACUGAUUCGAUACUCAGAGGAAGACUGUACCUUCAGGGAGGAAAUGGACUGUUUGGGCUACAACCAGUACAGAUCUAUGAAACAUCACCUCCAAAUCAUCUUCAUCAAGGCCAUGCCCAGAGAACAGCUCCAGGACCAGAAACCCUCAAAUUUUAUUCCCGUGUUUCACCGGUCCUUCUUUGAAACCGGGGACCAGUUGAAGUCUAAAAUGUUCUCUCUGCCCCUGGAGAGCGAAAGCAUGGACCCAUUCAGGAUGGUGGAGGACGUAGACCACCUGGUGAAGAGUCCCAGCUUCCAGAAAUGAUAGGGUUCUGACAGGAUGGAGACAACCCCAAGAUCCUGUGAACUUCCCCUUAGGAAGCUGUACAUAUUCUAAGUCUCGAGUGGACCCUGUCGUGUUAGUGGCUAGACUUGAUCAUGAACCUAAGUUGACAACCUGCCUGGCUGCCAUCUGAGCCCCACUGACUUUGGAGGCUGCUGACAUGUGCCUAGGUUACUCCAGUUCUGUUUGAGUAUCUCCACUAAUGGGGAACUUGCUCCUGUGAAACAUUCUUAGCUUUGAGCCAAAUCUGUGACUUGGACAGUUUUAGUAAGGCAGCCAGAAGCUAUGAAGUCAAAUGACAAAAUUCCUGUAUAGAAAGUAGGCUCUGAUGUGUGUGUUCACUCUAUGGACCUCACGGGAUCUUAACGUGUCCCCCAGGUGUCUCCUGGCCAGAACUAAUGGGGUCACAAACUUGGAACAAAGGACAGCCUAGAAGACUGUGGGAGCCUUGCAGGUUGGUUUUAGGAUUAAGAAUUCCAGCUGACCACGUAGCUUCCCCUUCCCCCCACUUAUAAAUGUCAGAUGGAAGUGACCUCAGCCAGGCUCAGGAGUGGACUCCUCAGCUGAGUGCAUAGCCAAGCUGCCACUUGUGCCCCAGGACUUAUCUUGGUCCUGUGACUCCAGAUUUCCAGGGCCUGGAUCUGCUCCUCAGACCCUUACCAGAGUUCACCUGGGUUCUCCAACCCUAGAGCAGGUAGCUUAUGGGCCAUCCAGUUGUGUUCCUGACUCCUGGCUCUUAGCCCUGGUCACCAAACAUUGUGAAUCAAUGUGUCUCUGCUGCCUGCAUCAACCUGUACAAACAAGCAACAAGAUUAGGACGCCCCAAAUUCUGCAGUGGCAGCAAGGAAGCUGCGGAGUCCUUUCCCCAGCACUUACGUGGCAGCGUGAUAUUUAUAAUUUAUUGUGUGUGCGUCUUCUAUUUUCUUACUUUAUUUAUGCCCCGAUCAUAUUUAUGUACAUGACUUGUUUUCUACAUUAAAAAGGAGUUGGUUUGUAUCAAAA